This is a messenger RNA of Marmota monax (woodchuck), 960 nucleotides long. RefSeq names its product mitochondrial ribosomal protein L12 (gene Mrpl12). NCBI's taxonomy places the organism in Eukaryota, Metazoa, Chordata, Mammalia, Rodentia, Sciuridae. Gene Ontology annotation, molecular function: structural constituent of ribosome. Bases 84 to 683 code for a protein of 199 amino acids. Gene Ontology annotation, cellular component: ribosome; mitochondrial large ribosomal subunit. Gene Ontology annotation, biological process: mitochondrial transcription; translation. The transcript is spliced from 5 exons. The record is from RefSeq and is a predicted model, not a curated record.
AGAGCGGCCGCCCAGCUCGCCUGCUCGUGGCUAGAGCGUCGCCUCCGCGCAGAGCCGCGUGUGACCUUCUCGCUCCCGGAGCGAUGCUACCGGCGGCCGCCCGCCGCCUGUGGGGGCCGCCCCUCGGGCUUCGGGCCUCCGCGCUCCGUCUCGCCAGACCACAGGUGCCAGGUGUCUGUGCCGUGCGACAGAUGAGGAGCAGCAGCCACCGAAGGGGUGAGGCGCUGGCGGGGGCACCCCUGGAUAACGCCCCCAAGGAGUACCCGCCCAAGAUCCAGCAACUCGUCCAGGACAUCGCCAGCCUCACGCUCCUGGAGAUCUCAGACCUCAACGAACUCCUGAAGAAAACCUUGAAGAUCCAGGAUGUCGGCCUCAUGCCGACCGGUGGCAUGAUACCUGGGGCUCUCCCUGCUGCAGCAGCCCCUGAGGUAGCAGAGGAGGAAGAUCUCCCAAAACAGAAAGAACGGACACAUUUCACUGUCCGCUUGACAGAGGCAAAGCCGGUAGACAAAGUGAAACUGAUCAAAGAGAUCAAGAACUACAUCCAGGGCAUAAACCUCGUCCAGGCCAAGAAGCUGGUGGAGUCCCUGCCUCAGGAAAUCAAAGCUAACGUCGCCAAAGCUGAGGCAGAGAAGAUAAAGGCGGCCCUGGAAGCCGUGGGCGGCACGGUGGUUCUGGAAUAGCCCCACCUCUGAGGACUUAUGGACUGGGGUCCCUGGGACCCGGCAAGGCCCUGCCUGCCCUCUCCACCCCCAGCACCAGGCUCCCAGAUGGAGAUUCCAGGGGGCUGGAGUUACUAGCCCUAGUGGCAGUCUGUCUGGGAGGGACAAGAUGGACCUGCUAUGGUGUGGGGGAGGGAAGCCACUGCCUGAGCAGAGCGCAGGAGGCCACCUCAGAAGGUAUGGGGUUACAGGAGUUCUUCUGGUGGCUGCUGAGAAAAAUACACUGUUGAGGCUUGGG